AUUCAUGCAUUUGCAAAAAAAAAAAUCUUAAAAAACUAUAGAACAUAUACCGACGUCGGCCGGCGCUAGACACGAAAUCAAUGGGCCCAGUUACGGUUACGGCGUGUAGAAUGUUUCUGCUUCUGCGAUGGUUCCCUUCUCCUCUCAAGUCUACGGUUUCGUUUUCUCAAGUCUCAACUAUCCAAAAUUCUUGCAUCGACGACUUUCGACCUGUGACUUGUGACUUGUGAAGAAGCCCGGCCACAAGUACCACGUACGCGGCUUCGAUCAUCUCUCCGUUGUUGGCUUGUUGCCAUUCCGCGCGGGCACGAACAACCUCGUAAAUUCCCCAUGAACUUCUGUGCAGUUUUCCCAGUCAUCUCUUAUUAUCAUCAUAUCAUGCCCUCCGAUCCAUCGGUGAAUUCAACUUGGUUGCCGCGAAAAUCUGUCAACCAUCGCUAGCUAGCUCGGCCAGACGCACCACGCACGCGGGUCGCGGUCGCCAUGGAUUGCUGCCUCCGCGUGUACGGGCUGGCCAUCGCCAACAUGGUGUGCGUCGGCGGCACGGGCUUCCUCGUCUACGCGCUCGUGAAGCUCGCGAGGACGCCGCACAGACACAGCACGGCCGGCAUCGUCGUCGUGUCCAUCUUCCUCGUCUUCUGGCUCGCCCUCAACGCCACCAUCUACCCGGCCUUCUGCGGCUCACUCUUCCCGUGGUCCACGCUGGGGCGGUGCCUGGCGCCGCCGCUCACCGCGGUCCGCUGGCUGCUCUGCUUCCCCUGCAGGUGCGCGCGGCGUCGCCUGAUGCGCGGUGGCGGCGGCGACGACGAGCGCGCCGGCGCCUUGCCGCAGUUCAUUGUGCAGAGUCACCACCAAGCAGGCUACAGCAUCGGCAUCGGCAUCGGCGGCGUGCUUCCACGGGAGCCACCGGCUGGUAGCCGCAGAGCGCGGGGAGUGGCCGCCGCCACGGCCACAGCUGCCGACAUCAUCCCGACGUCGUACGAGCAGCCGGACGGCGGCGACGGCUCGCCGGACUGCGCCGUGUGCCUUGGCGCCGUGGAGAAGGGGGAGAUGGUCAAGCGGCUGCCGGUGUGCCUGCACAAGUUCCACCAGGAGUGCAUUGACCUGUGGCUACGCAACCACUCCACGUGUCCAGUCUGCCGGUGCAACGUAUUCGCACCGCUGCCGGACCAAUUAGUGUGAAUUUGUUCUAGCCAUUUUUUUGUCUCGUCUGCUGCAGCCGAAAUCGACUUAGCUUGUUUAAUUUCUUGAAUCGAUCACGAAAUGCACAGCACCAACACAUGUAAAGAAAAGGUAUGUAUAAAAGAAGAAUUGAUUUUA
This is a messenger RNA of Sorghum bicolor (sorghum), 1320 nucleotides long. RefSeq lists its product as uncharacterized. Bases 484 to 1182 code for a protein of 232 amino acids. NCBI's taxonomy places the organism in Eukaryota, Viridiplantae, Streptophyta, Magnoliopsida, Poales, Poaceae. The record is from RefSeq and is a predicted model, not a curated record. The transcript has a single exon.